Messenger RNA from Dentiscutata heterogama, 508 nucleotides. NCBI's taxonomy places the organism in Eukaryota, Fungi, Glomeromycota, Glomeromycetes, Diversisporales, Gigasporaceae. The record is from the annotation of a GenBank genome assembly.
GGCACGCUUGUUAGAGCUUCUUCAAGGAUCUUUCGAUCCGCCAAUAAUCAUAUUCGUUAACCAGAAAAAAGGAUGUGAUGUUCUAGCUCGAGCAUUGAAUAAACUUGGGUAUCGUGCAACAACCCUUCAUGGUGGUAAGACUCAGGAACAAAGAGAGAGUGCUUUGGCACAUCUUAAGAACGGCACUAUGGACAUUCUUGUGGCUACGGAUGUUGCUGGCCGUGGUAUAGACGUUAAGAAUGUUUCGUUAGUUAUUAAUUAUGAUAUGGCAAAAACUAUUGAAGAUUAUACACAUCGUAUUGGUCGUACUGGGCGUGCUGGCAAAUCUGGUGUCGCCAUUACAUUCUUAUCUAACGCAGAUGCAGAUGUCAUGUAUGAUUUGAAACAAAUGAUGUUGAAAUCACCAAUAUCUCGUGUGCCUCCUGAAUUAGCGUCUCAUCCUAACGCGAUGGCCAAGCCUGGAACUUAUGUAUCUAAGCGAAAACACGAAGAGACUAUUUUUCAAUAA